UCUCUCCCUCCCUCCUUCCCUCUCAGCCGACGAGGCAGCAAUUACGCUUUGGGGAUAAAACGAGGCGCAGAGAGCGGGCUGGGGCAUUUCUCCCCGAGAUGGCGGGUCUGAGAACUGCAGCCCUGCGGCCCGGAGUCCUCCUGCUCCUGCUGUCCAUCGUCCACCCCUCGCAGCCUGGAGGGGUCCCAGGGGCUGUUCCCGGUGCAGUUCCCGGAGGCGUCUACUACCCAGGGGCUGGUCUCGGAGGUCUGGGAGGAGGAGCUCUGGGGCCAGGAGGCAAACCACCCAAGCCAGGGGCCGGACUCCUGGGGGCGUUUGGACCAGGGCUCGGGGCGUUUCCUGCAGGCACCUACCCAGGGGCUCUGGUGCCCGGCGGAGUGGCAGGUGCUGCCGCGGCCUAUAAAGCAGCUGCCAAGGCUGGCGCUGGGCUUGGCGGCGUCGGUGGCAUCGGCGGGGUCGGCGGCUUAGGAGUGUCUACAGGUGCAGUGGUGCCUCAGCCCGGAGCCGGAGUCGGAGUCGGAGUCGGAGGGAAGCCUGGGAAAGUGCCCGGUGUGGGCCUGCCAGGUGUCUACCCAGGUGGAGUGCUCCCAGGCACAGGAGCUCGGUUCCCGGGUGUGGGGGUGCUCCCCGGGGUUCCCACCGGAACAGGAGUCAAGGCCAAGACCCCAGGCGGAGGCGGAGCUUUUGCUGGAAUCCCAGGAGUUGGACCCUUUGGGGGCCAGCAGCCUGGAGUCCCGCUGGGGUACCCCAUCAAGGCUCCCAAGCUGCCAGGUGGCUACGGACUGCCCUACAGCACUGGGAAACUGCCCUAUGGCUAUGGGCCAGGAGGAGUGGCUGGUGCUGCGGGCAAGGCUGGGUACCCAACAGGGACAGGGGUCGGCCCCCAGGCUGCAGCAGCAGCAGCUAAAGCAGCUAAGUUUGCAGGUGCUGGAGGAGCCGGGGUUCUCCCUGGUGUUGGCGGUGGCGGCAUUCCUGGUGGGGCCGGCGCAAUUCCUGGGAUUGGAGGCAUCGCAGGGGCAGGGACUCCUGCUGCUGCUGCUGCUGCUGCUAAAGCCGCCGCUAAGGCAGCUAAAUUCGGAGCUGCCGGAGGCGUGGUGCCUGGUGGGCCAGGCUUUGUCCCGGGAGUUGGAGUCCCAGGUGUUGGGGUCCCAGGUGUUGGCGUUCCAGGUGUUGGGGUCCCAGGUGUCGGCGUUCCAGGUGUUGGAGUUCCAGGUGUUGGGGUCCCAGGUGUUGGAGUCCCAGGUGUUGGAGUCCCAGGAGCUGUGUCACCAGCUGCAGCCGCUAAAGCAGCCGCCAAAGCAGCCAAAUACGGGGCCAGAGCGGGAGUGGGAGUUGGAGGCAUUCCCACUUUCGGGAUUGGCGCCGGGGGCUUUCCUGGUUACGGUGUCGGAGCUGGAGUGGGCGCUGUCCCUGGAGCUGUCCCUGGAGCUGGCCUUUCCCCAGCCGCUGCCCAGGCAGCAGCCGCAGCUCAGGCAGCAGCAGCCGCCAAGGCAGCCAAGUACGGUGCUGGAGGCGUCGGAGGCUUGGGCGGGCUGGUGCCAGGCAUCGGAGACGGAGUAGCAGGCGUGCCAGGUGUAGGAGGGGUGCCAGGAGUGGGGACCCCGGCCGCCGCAGCCGCCAAAGCCGCUGCCAAAGCCGCCCAGUUUGGUUUAGGCCCUGGAAUUGGCGUGGCUCCCGGCGUGGCUCCCGGCGUGGCUCCCGGCGUGGCCCCUGGCGUGGCUCCCGGCAUUGGCAUUGGCCCUGGUGGUGUUAUAGGAGUGGGGACCCCAGCUGCAGCCAAAGCCGCUGCUAAAGCGGCCGCCAAAGCCCAGUACCGGGCUGCAGCUGGGCUUCCUGCUGGUGUUCCUGGCUUUGGAGUUGGUGCUGGCGUUCCUGGCUUUGGAGUUGGUGCCGGCGUUCCUGGCUUUGGAGCUGGCGUUGGCGUUCCUGGCUUUGGGGCAGUGCCUGGAUCCCUGGCUGCCGCUAAAGCAGCCAAAUAUGGAGCUGCAGGGGUGGGGGCUCUUGGCGGAGUAGGUGUCCCAGGCGGUGUGGUAGGAGCCGGACCUGCUGCCUCAGCUGCUGCUGCCAAAGCUGCUGCCAAAGCUGCCCAGUUUGGCCUCGGGGGAGCCGGAGCCCUGGGAGUUGGGGGGCUCGGAGCUGGCGGAGCCAUCCCAGGGGUUGGGGGCUUUGGAGGUGUGUCCCCAGCUGCAGCUGCUAAAGCGGCCAAAUAUGGAGUUGCGGCAAGACCGGGCUUUGGACUGUCUCCCAUUUACCCAGGUGGGGCCUGCCUGGGGAAAUCCUGUGGCCGGAAGAGAAAGUGAGCUUCCCAGGACCGCUGACUCGCGACCUCAUCAACGUUGGUGCUACUGCUUGGUGGAGAAUGUAAACCCCUUGUGAUCCCUCCCCCACUCCCCUUCCCCAGACCCCACCCCGGGAGGGGACAGGCCAGGCUGGGUGGCCUCGGAAAUCCACAAAGCAAGGACACAAGAGUGGUGGCCAGGUGGGCCCCAGGAAGCCCCUUACUUCAGAGGCCAGGGGCGGGUGGGCUCGGCCCCCUGCCCCCACCCCCUUCCCACCCAGGAGCUCCCCCCUCCAUUCGCUCUCCAUCUCCAGGGGAACUUGGUGCUACAUGCUGGUGCUCUCAUCUUCCUGGGGGGGGAGGGAGGAGGGAAGGGCAGCCCCUCGGGGACCCCCUCCCCGGGGCUCCUCUGAAGAUGGUGCAGACACUUCCUGGGCAGCCCCAUCUCCCCCUGCCCACCAGAACCUCUCCCCCCCACCUCGGCUGCGGUCCAGUUGGUACCCAAGCACCAAAAGCCUCAAGCUGGAUUCGGUCCUACCACCUCUUGGCCCCCUCGUCUCCCACCUAUUCCCCGUGGCUGGGACCCCUUUGGAUGGGAACACCCCGCCCCCGCCCCCUGCCAUCGGGAAUAGCCCUCUUGCUCUUGUGGAAUCCAUCCACCCGUCUGCCCAUCCGUCCAUCCAUCCUUGUCCCCAGUUGACCGCCCCGCACCACUAGCUGGCUGGGCGCCCCCACCGUCAACCUGGUUAACCUGUCCCGGCGGCCUGUGUCCUGCCUCCACCCCUCCACACCCCACCCCACCCCCCUACGAUGGGGCCUGAGCACCCAGGGUGUGAGGAGCUGUGCCAGCUGGGGCAGCAGGAAUCUCCUCCCCAACCUGGGUCCCCCCCAUGCAGUACUGUAACCCCCAGCCCUCCCUCGAGCCACUGUAUUUCAGAGCAUUUCCCGCCCCUGCCCCGCCCAUCUCUUUGUGUCUCGCUGUGAUAGAUCAAUAAAUAUUUUAUUUUUUGUCCUGGA
Messenger RNA from Felis catus (domestic cat), 3295 nucleotides. RefSeq names its product elastin (gene ELN). Bases 99 to 2300 code for a protein of 733 amino acids. Gene Ontology annotation, molecular function: extracellular matrix structural constituent. NCBI's taxonomy places the organism in Eukaryota, Metazoa, Chordata, Mammalia, Carnivora, Felidae. The transcript is spliced from 33 exons. The record is from RefSeq and is a predicted model, not a curated record.